Messenger RNA from Apodemus sylvaticus (European woodmouse), 5099 nucleotides. RefSeq names its product endoplasmic reticulum metallopeptidase 1 (gene Ermp1). Gene Ontology annotation, molecular function: metalloexopeptidase activity. Gene Ontology annotation, biological process: proteolysis. The record is from RefSeq and is a predicted model, not a curated record. The coding region runs from base 62 to 2761 and encodes 899 amino acids. The transcript has 15 exons. NCBI's taxonomy places the organism in Eukaryota, Metazoa, Chordata, Mammalia, Rodentia, Muridae.
CGGAGGCCGCGGUGGCCCUGACUGUCGCGGGCUGGGGCGGUUGGUGGUGGCUGCCGCCGCCAUGGAGUGGAGCUCGGAGUCGGCGGCCGUGCGGCGGCACCGCGGUACCGCGGAGCGUCGGGAGGGACAGGCGGCCGCGUCGCACCCGCAGAGAGAGGCCUCAGCGCAGGAGGAUGCGAGGGGCGGCGGGAGGAUGCGGGGGAGGUCGGAGAACGGCGGCGGGAGCCGGGGUGCGAAGACCGCGCUGUCCGAGGCACGCACCGCGCUGGCGCUCGCACUCUACCUGCUCGCGCUGCGGGCGCUCGUGCAGCUGUCGCUGCAGAGCCUGGUGCUGAGCGGGACCUCGGGGCUCCAGGGCGAGUUCGACGCGCGCCAAGCCAGGGAUUAUCUGGAACACAUAACUGCCAUUGGCCCCAGGACUACAGGAAGCACAGAGAAUGAGAUUCUGACGGUCCAGUACCUUUUGGAGCAGAUCAAGCUGAUAGAGGCGCAGAGCAGCAGCCUUCACAGCCUUUCAGUCGACAUCCAACGGCCUACGGGCUCCUUCAGCAUCGACUUCCUGGGGGGCUUUACGAGCUACUAUGACAACAUUACUAACCUCGUGGUAAAGCUGGAGCCCCGGGAGGGGGCCAAGUAUGCUGUCCUGGCUAACUGUCACUUUGACUCAGUGGCAAAUUCACCAGGUGCCAGUGACGACGCAGUUAGCUGUGCAGUGAUGCUUGAAGUUCUCCGGGUCAUGUCAGCAUCUCCAGAGCCCCUGCAGCAUGCUGUGGUGUUCCUCUUUAAUGGCGCAGAGGAAAAUGUCUUGCAAGCAAGCCAUGGUUUUAUUACUCAACAUCCCUGGGCCAGUUUGAUUCGAGCAUUUAUUAACCUGGAGGCUGCAGGUGUCGGAGGGAAAGAACUCGUGUUCCAAACAGGCCCUGAAAAUCCUUGGUUGGUCCAGGCUUACGUUUCAGCAGCUAAACACCCUUUUGCUUCUGUGGUGGCUCAGGAGGUUUUUCAGAGUGGAAUCAUUCCUUCUGAUACUGACUUCCGAAUCUAUAGGGAUUUUGGGAACAUUCCAGGAAUAGACUUAGCUUUUAUUGAAAAUGGAUACAUCUAUCACACCAAGUAUGACACAGCGGACAGAAUUCUCAUAGAUUCCAUUCAGAGAGCAGGUGACAACAUUUUAGCAGUUCUUAAACACCUGGCUACGUCUGACAUGCUGGCUUCUUCGUCUGAGUAUCGACAUGGCAGCAUGGUGUUCUUCGAUGUGUUCGGCCUGUUGGUCAUUGCGUACCCUUCUCGCGUUGGCUCCAUAAUAAACUACAUGGUGGUUAUGGCUGUUGUUCUGUACCUGGGGAAAAAGCUGCUGCAGCCCAAACACAGGAAUGCUAAUUACGUGAGAGACUUCUUAUGUGGACUUGGCAUCACUUUCAUUAGCUGGUUCACUAGCCUUGUUACAGUCCUCAUUAUCGCAGUGUUCGUCUCUCUCGUUGGACAGUCUCUCUCAUGGUAUAAUUACUUUUAUAUUGCCGUUUGCCUGUAUGGAACGGCCACAAUUGCCAAAAUAAUACUCAUUCAUACUCUUGCAAAAAGAUUUUAUUAUAUGAACGCCAGCGACCUAUAUCUGGGAGAACUGUUCUUUGACACCUCACUGUUUGUGCACUGUGCUUUUCUUGUUGGUUUAACCUAUCAAGGGUUUUGCUCCGCAUUCAUGAGUGCUGUCUGGGUAGCUUUCCCAUUGCUCACAAAGCUUUGUGUGUACAAGGACUUCAAGAAGCACGGUGCCCACGGAAGAUUUAUUGCUCUUUACUUUUUGGGGAUGUUUAUCCCAUAUCUUUAUGGACUGUACCUCAUCUGGGCUGUAUUUGAGAUGUUUACUCCUAUCCUUGGAAGAAGCGGUUCGGAAAUCCCUCCAGAUGUUGUGCUAGCCUCCAUUUUGGCUGUCUGUGUGAUGAUUCUCUCCUCCUAUUUUAUUACCUUCAUCUACCUUGUGAACAGCACGAAGAAAACCAUUAUGACUCUAAUCCUGGUGUGUGCAGUCACGUUCCUCCUUGUCUGCAGUGGAGCCUUUUUCCCAUACAGCGCUAAUCCCGAGAGUCCAAAGCCAAAGAGAGUGUUUCUUCAGCACGUGAGUAGAACUUUUCAUAACUUAGAAGGAAGCGUAGUAAAGAGAGACUCUGGAAUAUGGAUCAAUGGGUUUGAUUAUACUGGGAUGUCUCACGUAACCCCUCACAUUCCUGAGAUCAACGACACCAUCCGAGCUCACUGUGAGGAGACUGCCCCGCUCUGUGGCUUCCCCUGGUAUCUUCCAGUGCACUUUCUUAUCAGGAAAAAUUGGUAUCUUCCAGCUCCAGAGAUUUCUCCAAGAAACCCUGCUCAUUUCCGACUUGUAUCCAAAGAGAAGAUGCCAUGGGAUUCGGUGAGGUUGACCUUUGAAGCAGCAGGACCAAGCCAUAUGUCUUUCUAUGUUCGAACCCACAAAGGGUCAACACUUUCUCAGUGGUCUCUUGGCAACGGCAUUCCAGUCACAAGCAGAGGAGGGGACUACUUUGUGUUUUACUCCCACGGACUCCAGGCUUCGGCAUGGCAGUUCUGGAUAGAAGUGCAGCAGGUCUCAGAAGAACAGCCAGAAGGAAUGGUCACUGUGGCCAUUGCUGCUCACUACCUAUCAGGGGAAAACAAGAGAUCUGCUCAGCUGGAUGCUCUGAAGGAGAAGUUCCCAGACUGGUCAUUUCCCUCUGCGUGGGUUUCCACCUAUAGUCUCUUUGUGUUUUAAUCUUGUGGAUGGACUUUGAGGACAUGUCCCCUGGACAUUCCGUGGGAUAGUUUCUCUCCCAUGGUAUAUGGAUGUUUGUAAUACAAGUCAAUGAAUUACUGAGCAUAUGUUCAAAGAGCUGUUGGGAUACCACUCUUCAGGGCCAAGUACUGUAUGGGUUAAACUGUGGGCCAGUGGUGCCUGGCCAUGCCAGUUGACAAUUCCUGUUUUCUGACACGUAAGCACAUGUGGAUACUGCCAAUCAUGUCACUUCUAUGACUGUAAGGACUCCGCAGCAUGCCACUUUGAGGAUCAAGGAUGGAGACUCUUAGACCACUGCUAAUGAAAUAGGCCAAGUCCACUUGUCAGUGGAUGGUGGGUAAGAUGCCCUUCGCUGGAGUAGUGCCUGUCUUCGCACUACCGUGGUAAGUCACUGGACAGGAAAUGCCACAAAGGUGGAAGCCGUUGCCGCCAUCAGAUGCCGAGCGUUGCUGCUUCUUCAGGCAGACGUUCAGGUGUUUUGUCUGUUCCGAAGCCUAACCUUGAUGCAGCGCUCAGGGCUGGACUCCUGAGUAUAAUUCAGUCUACUUUCCCUCAAAUAUGGUCCUGUCAUUUACCUGGGGAAGAGAACAUCUCUUCAGCUACAUUUUCUUCUUAUAGUUCAUGGGUUGUUUUAUUUGUGCAAGCACAGAACUUAAACUUCUUCCCCAGAGUACUGAAUAGCUGCUGAGGUGGAAGAGGAGGAGGGCUGGGAGGACUGGGAAUUUUAUAAUAUUUAUUCUCUGUUAUACAAGAUUCAUCCUUUAGCACACAUUUUUUAUUGCUGCAUUGGGUUUCCUGUUUUCUAGCAGGUGACUGUUCUUGUAACUUGCUGUCAGUGAGAACUGGCUGCUCUGAUGUUGAGGGUGUAGCUCAUACAGGAGACAGACAGUGAUCCCUGUAUUUGUUAAUUUGCAGAUAAGGGCAGCAGUAAGACUUAAUGGUGCUUUCACUUUGAAGACCCGGGCUGUAGCUUGUGAGGUAUGUCAUGGCAGUGGCUCUUGUGGCUUCUCUAGGUUCCAUCAGUGACAGAGGAUGAGACAAAUGUAAAUUAUGCUAAUUUUACAGUAGUAAAUGUAAAAAGACCAAAUGAGUUAGCCAACAAGCAUGACCCAAAAUGUAGUUGAAAGAAAAGCCAUAGUAAGGCAUAAACAAAACAAAAAAAAUCUCCUUGUCAGGUGAGACCAGGAAGGCAUCUCUCAGAACUGUCUGAACGUCAGCAAGAACAGUUAAGUGUGCACCGCAGGAGAAGGGCUUCUGAAAUCUGCCUGUGUGGCAUGUCUCGGCUUCUCAAUCACGUUCCUUGUUUUGCCUGCCCAAUCUCUAACGCCUUAAAAAUCCUGGGCCCAUGCAGACAUAAGGGCUGCAGCUGGAGCUGAAUGUUACCAUGCCGACUGUCACAUGUGUUGACACUGUAAAGUGGAGUCACUUUUUUGCUGGACUCACAGAAAUCUUAUCUCAACAGUGCUUCAAGUGUCUGGCUCCUGCUGUGUAUGCAUUAUCUGUCAGGUAGUACUUAAAGGUUUGAGGGUUUAUGUCUAGCUUGGAAAGAGCCACAGCUGAGGAAAAUAAGUAACAGUACUAAUAGCUCAGUGAAUUUCAAAAUACAGGCUUAUAUUCCAUGCCUGGGUUAAUCUGAAAUUGAUUACUAGAAAUUAUGGGGGAGGGGAGCAAAAUGUCAUGCUGAAGAAGUACACAAAAACCAAGAUUUUCUCUGAUUUCUUACCUUUUGGUGGGCGUCUUUUGAGUAUAAUCAAUCAUGGUUUUCUUUCUGUCUUUGGGUUGUUUCUCUAUGCAAAUGAUUUUGAUUUUCUCUAACAUUAUGCAGCCACUAACAAGAUGUUCCAUUUCAGGGCAUGCUUAAAGGCCAGACAUGGUCAAGUAUUACAUGCAGUAUUCAUGGCUUUUAAAAGGCACACUCUGUAGUAGUAUCACUAGACCCUCCCCUUUUAAAGAUUAUCUGAUCACCUGUGUAAUUCACUUCUCAAAAGAUAGUUUCAAGGACUAAGUAAUGCAUCCCCCUCCCCAUGAGUGUAAACAUAAGCAGCCCAUUAGGAAGAAGUAUAAAGAACUGACUUCAUAGUUCUUAAUGUUUAAGGAAGAUUGUUCUACAGUGUUUCCAGUUUAGCAGCUAUAACUAAGUGUCCCCCCCCCCCCCCCCCCCCCCCCCGCUGUGCAGGAGAUUAGUCCACAAGCCUGCCUCGGUGACUCAGGAAGCUGCUGGAGGACCAUGGCUGUCCAUCUCCUUUUCACUUCUCUGCUGACUUGUUGAGGGUUAAUUGUUGCCUUACAAUGUUACUGAAAUAAACUUUUUAACAUA